UUUUCAGUUCAGAGAGGGAGGGAGAGAGAGAGAGAGAGAGAGAGAGAGAGAGAGAGAGGGAGAGAGAGAGAGAGAGAGAGAGGGAGAGAGAGAUAGUUAGGGUUUCGAACCCAGUUGUGUCUCUGUGAUCUCACCGAUCUUUCAUUUUCUACUCUAUCCGGAGAAAGUUCCACUGUUUUACCUAAAGUUUCAGUUUUUCCGGUAAAAAGUUCGGUUUUCCGGUGAGGGGUCUCGUUUUUCCGGUGACAUGAGGAACUAGUUGACCAUUGACACUUUGAAAUCAGGGUUUUGUCCUCAAGGCAGGCACCACUUCCAAUUCUUUUUGCUCCCAAUCGUCUCUCGCUUCCUCUUCAUUUCCCCCCAAAAUUUUGCCUUCAAAGAGGAAUCGUUGGUUCAUCAAAAUCUUUUAGCUUUCUAGCGAGACUAAGUUCAGUGAACUGGAUCUUUCCUUUUGGUGUUUUUCGGUAUUGCCCCUCAACUGUGAUGAUAAGUAUUGUGGUAUAAAGAGAGAAAAAGGUGGAAGUUUUCGCACUCAUUUAAUCAUGUUUCAAGUUUUCUGAAGCUUUUGCUUUUCUUAAUCAACGAUUGAGAUUAAUGAGUUUGUUGGAUUUAUCUGAACUAUUUUAUCCUUUGUUUGAUCUAUAUGUAUUGAGGAUCUUGAUCAUCGUCUAACAUAGUGGUUACUGCAACAGGCAGGCACCACUUCCGAUUCUUUUGCUCUCAAUUGUUUGUGGCUUCCUUUUUAUUUUCCCAAAAAACUUUGCCAUCAAAGAGACUCGUUGAUUCAUCAACAUUCUUUAGCUUUCUAGCGAAUUUGGGUUCGAACUAUGGCUGUCUCUUUUACCCGUUUUUCGUGGAGGUUGUGGGGUGGGAAAGAGAAAGAGCCUGUCUCAAAUGGGUCUUCGCUGAAUUCUUCAUUUGACUGGGGAUUUGGUCUGAGGGAGCCCGAGACUGUAAAAUUUCCUUCUGUGAAAGGGACCAAAAUAUCCUCGUCCCAAAGGAAGGUUAAGAGGAAAUGGCAGAGUAGGGAAGAGAGGAGAAUUGACAGGGAGUUUGAUGCGGAGGUGGUUCCAUCGGAUGGUGUUUGUUUGUCAGGGUCUGAAUCCGAUGACCCAGACUGGUCCAUUGGAUGGUUUGAGCCUCAUGGACCUGAUUUUGACAGUGAUGAUGGCUUAGCAGUACUGGUUCCGAGCUAUACACCAGGUUGCAAGAAGGUGGUAGAGGGCUCAAAUAACCAGCUUUUGAGUGCCAUCAAGAACCUCUCUCCUGAGGGCACAAACUGUAUGGCACAGUUGCUUUCUUCUCUUCCGAACUUUGAUAACUUCGAUAUCUAGAAAUAGCUGAUCAUUCUCAGAAUGGCCCUUUUUUUGAGUUCUUCAUUCUGUGAUCGUUUGGAGAACCAAAGGUGUUGGAAAAAAAAAAAAAAAAAAACCAGAAAGAUCAUGUUAGGCUCUACAUCAGCAUCUUGAGCACGAGUGCAUAGGACUAACGCCCAAUUGAACUCGACCACAAGUUAUCCAGUUAAGCAAAUAGAAGAACCAUGUUCUGCGACUGCGAAGAAGACAGCAACAGAUGCUUUCCACAGCAUGCCAUGUUCUGUUAUUCAUCCUUCCGUUGGUUAGGUUCAUGCAUCAUUGGGUUGCCAGGAGAAACCUGAAACAUAAUGGAGUUUCUUUAGUGUAAAUACAGCUUUUGUGAAUAUGUGACAAUAUAGCUAUGCUUUAUCUCACUUCUACUGUAAAUAAUUCUGCUAUUUCCUUAGUCAAUGAAGGGCCAGUCUGCUAAUAUCCCA
Alnus glutinosa is the source of this 1792-nucleotide messenger RNA. RefSeq lists its product as uncharacterized. The record is from RefSeq and is a predicted model, not a curated record. The transcript has 3 exons. NCBI's taxonomy places the organism in Eukaryota, Viridiplantae, Streptophyta, Magnoliopsida, Fagales, Betulaceae. The coding region runs from base 828 to 1334 and encodes 168 amino acids.